AUGCUUACAAAUGCGUUGUACAAGACAAUCAUCAUCGACAAAAGUCAAGACAGCGCUGCGUGGCUUUUCACAGCACCAAUCAACUUUAUCUUCAACACGUUGGCGAUAGACACAGAGAGAGGCAUGAGACCGGGACUGUAUCUGGCGAGUACGCCCGCAGAAGCGCUCCCACUUGGCUGCUACUGGAAUGAGAAUGGCGAGGUGGAGUAUGUCAAUAACCAGCAUGAGGACGAGGAGUCAAGGAGGAGGUGUUAUGAGAGGCUGAUGCUUGAUGGGAAGCUGGAACAAGAUGUUUUAGCUUUAGAAGAGGAUAAGACAACGAGAUGA
Molecule: messenger RNA, 327 nt
Organism: Wallemia ichthyophaga EXF-994
Lineage: Eukaryota; Fungi; Basidiomycota; Wallemiomycetes; Wallemiales; Wallemiaceae
Exons: 2
Coding region: 1-327 (108 amino acids)
Source: RefSeq, a predicted model, not a curated record